Ilex paraguariensis (yerba mate) is the source of this 363-nucleotide messenger RNA. NCBI's taxonomy places the organism in Eukaryota, Viridiplantae, Streptophyta, Magnoliopsida, Aquifoliales, Aquifoliaceae. The record is from the annotation of a GenBank genome assembly.
AUGGUCUCAUCAAUGGAGAAGAGUGAGGAACCAAGAGGCAUAUCAAUGGAUCAAGAAGUCAUCCAUGACGGAGUUAAGAUCGUUGAGGGAGAUGGAGGUUCCAAAGCCCACACGAGGAGGACCCUUGGUGAAGCUGGCGAGAUGCUGGGCGACAACAGCAGUACAGGGAGAGACCUAGUGGGCGGCGCUCGUAAUGGAGGAGGCUUGGUGGGCGGCGCCCUAGGCACUGAGGUAGGUGGCGCCCAAGGCGUCAAGGCAUGCGUUCCAAGUGGCGGUGGUGACUUAAAUGCACUGGGCAAUAUUGGUGAAGGUUCAAACACGGUGGGUAACUCCAGGAAGCACGCGGGUAAGAUAAUCUUCUGA